Perca fluviatilis (European perch) is the source of this 2012-nucleotide messenger RNA. RefSeq names its product orthopedia homeobox a (gene otpa). The record is from RefSeq and is a predicted model, not a curated record. Gene Ontology annotation, molecular function: DNA binding; DNA-binding transcription factor activity, RNA polymerase II-specific. Gene Ontology annotation, biological process: neuron differentiation; regulation of DNA-templated transcription. The coding region runs from base 115 to 1140 and encodes 341 amino acids. The transcript has 3 exons. NCBI's taxonomy places the organism in Eukaryota, Metazoa, Chordata, Actinopteri, Perciformes, Percidae.
CUUUUAACCACAAACCGAAUUUGCUUUCAUUUAGGCUAUAUAUAUUUCUUAAAUAGGUUAAAGUCAUAGAGAUUUUUUUUUUGGGAAUAGCACUUCGCCCUGGAGCGGUGCGCAAUGCUAUCUCAUGCCGACCUCCUGGAUGCUCGCCUCGGUGAGUUAUCAUCACCAAACUCCGGUCUUCAACUCUACUGGAUGAAGGAUGCCGCAGCGGAGCUUCUGGGCCACAGGGAGGCUUUGAAGUGCAGGCUCGGCGGAGGGGGACCUGACCCGGGACACUCCGGGGACCUCGGCCCGGGCCCGGACGGCGUGGAAGGGGCCACGAUGCUCCCGGGUGAUGAUAUCAGCAGCGGCGGAGGAUCCAACGCGGUGCAGGUCAACAGCAAAGAGCAAGAGAAGCAGCAACAACAACAGAACAGCAGCAGCAGCAACAACAAUAACAACUCCAGCCAGUCUGGAGGGGGGCAGCAGAGCCAGAGCCAGAAACAGAAGCGGCACCGGACCCGCUUCACCCCGGCGCAGCUCAACGAGCUGGAGAGGAGCUUCGCCAAAACGCACUACCCAGACAUCUUCAUGCGGGAGGAGCUGGCUCUGAGGAUCGGCCUGACGGAGUCCAGAGUGCAGGUCUGGUUUCAGAACCGACGCGCCAAGUGGAAGAAGCGCAAGAAGACCACCAAUGUCUUCCGGGCUCCGGGGACUCUACUGCCGACGCACCACGGCCUGUCUCAGUUUCCGUCCGCCGCGGCAGCAGCAGCGGCCAUGGGCGACAGCCUGUGCUCCUUCCACGCCAACGACACCCGCUGGGCCACGGCAGGGAUGCCCGGCGUGUCUCAACUGCAGCUACCGCCUUCUCUGGGCCGCCAGCAGGCCAUGGCGCAGUCCCUGUCUCAGUGUAGCCUCGGCGCCGGGCCGCCGCCCAACUCCAUGGGUCUAUCCAACAUGUCGAACGGCUCCGGGCUUCAGUCACACCUCUACCAGCCCACUUUCCCCGGCAUGGUACCCGCGUCCCUGUCGGGCCCGACCAACGUGACCCACUCGCCUCAGCUGUGUAGUUCCCCGGACAGUGAAGUCUGGAGAGGGACAAGCAUCGCCUCGCUGCGCCGCAAAGCGCUGGAGCACACAGUAUCCAUGAGUUUCACCUAGGAACGAGGGGCCACAGCGAAGAGCUUUUCUUUCACUCACACAGAUAUCUUCUGCAUUCAGUUCUUAUUCAUCCAAUCCAUCCAAACGGUGCACCGGGAGAAAUACAACCAGGAUACUCGAAAUCGCAGAGCACACCUGGCUUUUAUCUUCCUCACAAAUCACAAACAAGAGGGAACACUGAAGCUAUUUAUCCGGCCUGUUGGCCUUCAUCAAACGUCGGACUGGUUCUGUUUUAAGCUAUAAUUUAUUAUUUCGCAUGUAGCCUAUGGCAACUAUUUAUUUCUCUAUUUAAAUGAACUUAUUUGUUCUGUAUUUAUUUAUUUAUUUAUUUGGCACCUUUAUUGUUGCAGGGCUUUCAGUGACAUUUGCUUGGUGACUGACGUUUUUCAAGACAAAUUCUGUGGAUACUUUGAAAUCCAAAAACUAGGUUGCGGAUCCCUCUUCCACCUGCUGCACAGCGUGCAGGGGCAAAAGGGUUGCACAGUGGACGUGCGGAAACAAGACACCUGGAGGUUUAAAAGAACACGAGAACACGAACGAUUCACCUGAAGAGAGAAGGAAAGUGAUGUGACAGGAAUCAGGACAUCACGGAGGACGACUUGACUGCAUGUGCUGUCCAAUUAAGACAAAUACUAUAAAUUAAGACAUGGAAACUGACUUUAACUAUAAUCUGUUAUAUAUGAUGUUUUGUGUAGCGGAAGCACUCUUGUUCCCAUUUGGUCAGUUUGUGAUAACUUAUGUUUCCAAAAGUAUGUCUGUGCUUAUUAUCAAAUUAUGACUUUCUUAAAUGUUUGAACCAUUUUGUUUCAUGGACAUGUUUAUAUCAAUUCAAUGUAAAUGAUCAAAUAAAAAUCAUUUUCAAUUAUGUCACA